UGUUUUGCCAACCAUGGCAUCUGGAGAUGACAGUCCUAUCUUUGAAGAUGAUGAAAGCCCUCCUUAUAGCCUGGAAAAAAUGGCAGAUCUCGUAGCUGUUUGGGACGUUGCUUUAAGUGAUGGAGUCCACAAGAUUAAAUUUGAACAUGGGACCACAUCAGGCAAACGAGUAGUAUAUGUAGAUGAAAAGGAAGAGAUAAGAAAAGAAUGGAUGUUCAAAUUAGUGGGCAAAGAAACCUUCUACGUUGGAGCUGCAAAGACUAAAGCGACCAUAAAUAUAGAUGCUGUCAGUGGUUUCGCUUAUGAAUAUACUCUGGAGAUCAAUGGGAAGAGUCUCAAGAAGUAUAUGGAGAACAGGUCGAAAACCACUAAUACUUGGAUGUUACAGAUGGAUGGUCAGGACUUCCGAGUUGUUCUGGAAAAAGACACUAUGGAUGUAUGGUGCAAUGGUAAGAAAAUGGAGACAGCAGGCGAGUUCGUGGAUGACGGGACGGAGACCCACUUCAGCCUCGGGCCCCACGAGUGCUACAUCAAGGCCGUGAGCAGCGGGAGGCGCAGGGAGGGCAUCGUCCACAGCCUCGUUGUGGACGGCCAGGAGGUCCCGGCGGCCGCGUGCCAGUGAGCGUCCCGGGGUCGAGAUCCGGGCUGGCAAUCACUGUGGCAACGAAACGUGCUCCGCGUGGACUCUCAGCACACUUAGUCUGCCAAUGGUUUUAUUUUUAGUGACCUGAGACGAAGAUUCCAGGGGUCAGGGGAAAAAACAACAAACUAUGUGCGCUCAUCAAAGUUCCGAUUUAUCAUGUAAAUAAUGUCAGCUGUUUUAAAGCCAAAUGGAAAAUACGAUAUGGACCAACAUCACUGUUUCGCUACAGUAGCUUUUACUGUAAUAAACACUCUAAAAUAAA
Messenger RNA from Carlito syrichta (Philippine tarsier), 905 nucleotides. RefSeq names its product Fas apoptotic inhibitory molecule (gene FAIM). The transcript is spliced from 5 exons. Gene Ontology annotation, biological process: canonical NF-kappaB signal transduction; negative regulation of extrinsic apoptotic signaling pathway via death domain receptors; positive regulation of neurogenesis. NCBI's taxonomy places the organism in Eukaryota, Metazoa, Chordata, Mammalia, Primates, Tarsiidae. The record is from RefSeq and is a predicted model, not a curated record. Bases 14 to 622 code for a protein of 202 amino acids.